Phytomonas sp. Hart1 is the source of this 394-nucleotide messenger RNA. NCBI's taxonomy places the organism in Eukaryota, Euglenozoa, Kinetoplastea, Trypanosomatida, Trypanosomatidae. The record is from the annotation of a GenBank genome assembly.
AUGAUUGGCUGUUUACAGUUUAAGUGCUGCCCUUCUUCUUUGCUUAAUUAUUGCAAGUCCAUUUCUGUUCAAUACAUUUCUCAUAGAGGUAUUACUGUGAUUUAUAGAAAUAUGGAAGUUACUUAUCCCACAAAACAUAAUAGAGGAUAAUGUGACUUCAGGACGCUUCUCGUUUACUAUUUAGACUUAUUCAUAACCAUACAUUCGCACUUCAAUAGUAAACUGAGGAAGCAAAAACAAGUAAAGGAAAGAAAAAUGGAUUUCCGGGAUAAACUUACACCGCAGUUCUAAAUAUAGAUUUACAUCCUCACAUAUGUUCUUAGUUACACUUUCCUUAACUUCGAAUUACAAUUUUCUUGUGUUUUCGUUGGAAUCUGAAGUUCUCCGUAUUCAA